This is a messenger RNA of Corythoichthys intestinalis (scribbled pipefish), 3015 nucleotides long. It is a transcript of the gene jade1, whose product is annotated as jade family PHD finger 1. Gene Ontology annotation, cellular component: histone acetyltransferase complex. The transcript has 10 exons. Gene Ontology annotation, biological process: regulation of transcription by RNA polymerase II. NCBI's taxonomy places the organism in Eukaryota, Metazoa, Chordata, Actinopteri, Syngnathiformes, Syngnathidae. The record is from RefSeq and is a predicted model, not a curated record. Bases 88 to 2523 code for a protein of 811 amino acids.
GGGUUGCCUCUUCCAGGCCAGGUUCCGCCCCCUGAACUCCCCUCAACUCCUUCCGCGGCGUUCCGCCAGUAUCGGCCCUGUUUGUGUAUGUGGAAUGCGGGUCAAACGGAACUUCGAGCCCAAACUGCGCCUCACCUCCAAGGCAAACGGCGGCUUGCACCCGUGGUGAAGCGGGAGCUCCUCAUGCGUGCCACCAUGAAGAGAAGUCGACAUCACAGCAGCAGUGACGACUCUGACAAUGGCAGUAAUUCCACCUGCUGGUCCCAGCAUUCAUCUCAGGCCAGGAGAGGAACCAGACAGAAACCUUCUGAGGUCUUCCGAACGGACCUGAUCACCGCCAUGAAGGUUCAUGACUCGCAGCAGCUCAACCCGGAGGACUACUACGUCCUUGCCGACCCGUGGCGGCAGGAGUGGGAGAAGGGCGUCCAGGUGCCGGUCAGCCCGCGGUCUGUCCCGCGGCCUGCGGCUCGCCGGCUGGCCGACAAAUGCGAGGAAGCGACGACCUUCAUUCGGCCCAAGAAGCUGAUAUGCACGUCGGCCGCGCAGGUCCCAGGCUACGUUGACAUCCGCACCCUGGCUGAGGGCGCCUGCCGGUAUGACCUCAACGAACAGGACGUGGCCUGGCUGACAGUGGUCAAUGAGGAAUUCCUCAAGUUGGCCCUCCCACCGUUGGACGAGGCGAGCGCGGAGCGCGCCCUGGAGGAGUUCGAGCGGCGCUGCUACGACAACAUGACGCACGCCACGGAGACGGAGGAGGGCCUGGGCAUCGAGUACGACGAGGACGUGGUCUGCGACGUCUGCCAGUCGCCCGAUGGAGAGGACAACAACGAGAUGGUCUUUUGUGACAAGUGCAACAUCUGCGUCCAUCAGGCGUGCUACGGCAUCCAGAAGGUCCCGAAGGGCAGCUGGCUGUGUCGGAUCUGCGCGCUGGGAAUCUUGCCCAAGUGCCAGUUGUGCCCCAAGAAGGGCGGCGCCAUGAAGCCCACCCGCAGCGGAACCAAGUGGGUCCAUGUCAGCUGCGCAUUGUGGAUCCCGGAGGUGAGCAUCGGGAACCCGGAGAAGAUGGAGCCCAUCACCAACGUGUCGCACAUUCCCAGCAACAGGUGGGCGCUCAACUGCUGCCUGUGUAAAGACAAGACGGGAGCCUGCAUCCAGUGCUCGGCCAAAAACUGCCGUGUGGCCUUCCACGUGACGUGCGGCCUCCACGCCGGCCUGGAGAUGACCACCAUCCUCACCCAGGACGACCAAGUCAAGUUCAAGUCCUACUGCCCCAAGCACUCUGGGCCGGAGGCCGACCGCUCCGGGGAGCGAGACGAAGAGGAGGAGGAGCAGGGCGUGGACGGGAGGGGCGAACGGCGGGUGAAUAGCAAAGGGGAUCCGGGCCCGGCCUCGUCCUCUCGCCCGCUCUGGCCUCGCGACCCGCAGGAAAUGCGCGUCAACGUCCGCAAGAUGAAGUUGCGAGAGAUGGAGGAGGUCUUUUACGAGUUUGUGGACGCCAGAGAGGUGGGGCGCCACUUGAAGAUGGCGCCUGAGACAGUGGACUUUGUAUACCAGUACUGGAAGCUGAAGCGCAAAGCCAACUUCGACCAGCCGCUGCUGACGCCCAAGAAGGACGAGGAGGAUGGCCUGGCCCGACGGGAGCAUGAGGUGCUGCUCCGACGCCUGCAGCUCUUCACUCACCUCCGUCAAGACCUGGAGAGGGUGCGCAACCUGACCUACAUGGUGACCCGACGUGAGAAGAUGAAGCGUUCCUUAUGGCGGAUUCAGGAGCAGAUCUUCCAGCAUCAACUUCAGCUCGUAGACCGGGAGACGCUCGGCGGCGGGAAGCAGUCUGAGACGGACCCGCGGCAUCUCUUCUCGUCGGACCGGCCGAACUCUCGGGCGUCCCGGUCCCCGUGGGGCCACAAGACCAAACGGCGCUCCAAGCAAGACCGGGGGAAGGCGCGCGAAAGGAAAGCCGUCUCGGAGAAGGACCCCGGAAGCCCCGCGGUCCGAGAGUCGGACCCUCGGACUGCGAACCACCUCGAAGACUCUGCGCUCGGACGGCCGGACUCCAUGAAGCGUGAGGCUGCGCCCCGGGAAAGCCGCGGCCCCAAAUGGCACAAGAAAAGCGUGCGGGGAGAGGCCCCGGGCCCCGAACGGAGGCGAGAAAAACGAGCGGAGCGCAAAAAACGGCGGCGGCCCGAGGUUUUCCCCGAGGGCUCCGAACAACUUGACAGGACCGUCUCGGUCCGGCUGGUGGACAUCAGGUCGUCGGAGGGCGGAGAAAGGAGCUCGGGGAAGUUGCCGCCGGCAGCCAAAGGUUGGGGCGAGUUCCGAAUCCCCAAGCGGCGCGACGGCUCGGAGCUUCGGCCGCUCACCAACACGCCGCCGGGGCCCCAGCGACGCCCCAGGACCGGGCUGCGCACGGGGUCCGAGAACGAGGGCCUGAAAAGGUGCCGCUCGCGCCGGCCGAGGGGCGACGCCUCCCUCGCCCGCCGCUACGGCACCGACGUCAUCUGCCGCGGCGUCCUGGCGUCGUGACAAAAAUAGAAUCAAAGAUAAGCCGCUUUUAUUUUUCUGGUGAAAAUGUCUUGACGAGAGCUGAUAUUUAUUUUUUAUGUGUAACAAACGUUAUUUUCAGAAGUCGUUUUGCACCGGGCGGGGCAGGAAGCGGCCAUUUUACCGUUGGCUCCACGUUAGCACUUAAGUGUCGUUGAAAUAGCAGCGCCGCCGCGUGCCUCACUUAUUUCAAGGGUUUGCACUACCAGCGGCCACACUUAUUUUUACACUGAAGAGUAACUUUGAAAAGAGAUAUUUUCUAUCCCAAGCUGUUGCUGCUGCUGUACUACUGUUUGUUUUGAUUGUUUUUGUCUGAAAGAGGAAUAAACAUCUCUGGAGGAAAGACAUGGAUAUUUCUAUUGAUUGAAGAAAAAAAAAAUGCUUUUAAUCAUUCUAAAUGCUCAGACUUCAUAAUGUAUUGACAUGACACAUUCCCCAUUCACUGCGUCACGCCUUCCCAAAAAAGUACAAAAG